UUUCUCAAAGGAAAACAAUAUCGGGAGAGAGAGAGAGGGGACGAAAGCGAGGAAGGUCAAGCGAGAGGGAGACGCACAGAUCCUUCUCUCUCUCUCUCUCUCCCCUCUCCCGGUCUUCCCCCUCGACGCGGCAACAACAGGGCGGAGCCGGCAGAGGCCAAAUCCUACCCCGCCCCUUCGAUUUGGCAGCAGCUUCCCCCGUCGGGUUGGAAGAUCCCGUGAUCAGCCAUGAACGAGAAGGCCUCCGUAUCCAAGGAGCUCAACGCCAGGCACAAGAAGAUAUUGGAAGGCCUUCUACGGUUACCGGAGAACAGAGAAUGUGCAGACUGCAAGUCAAAGGGUCCUCGAUGGGCGAGCGUGAAUCUUGGGAUCUUUGUAUGCAUGCAGUGUUCUGGAAUUCAUAGGAGCCUUGGGGUGCACAUAUCAAAGGUAAGAUCUGCUACUCUGGAUACAUGGCUGCCAGAGCAAGUUGCAUUUAUUCAGUCAAUGGGAAAUGAAAAGGCAAAUGGCUAUUGGGAAGCAGAGCUGCCCCCUAAUUAUGAUAGGGUUGGGAUAGAAAACUUUAUCCGUGCAAAAUACGAGGACAAGAGAUGGAUACCGAGGAGUGGAACAUCAAGACUGCCCUCUGGUGCUCGAGAUGAGAAGAGCUCAGAAUCUCGGACAAGUCAUGCUAACAGGGCUGGGCAUGGUCAAAGAUCUUCAUUUGAGCCACACCGUGCUUCACCAGCUGCUGCGCCAAAAAUUGCUCCGGUGGCUUCUAGGAUGCAGACACAGGCAUCACCUCAGGCCAAAGCUGAAUUAUCAGUUCCCAAGGUUGCUUCGCCUCCUCAGCCAGCGAAAUCUCCUGCUAAAGUUCGAGUGGCACCCCCAAAAGUUGACCAGCCAUCGGUUGCAGCACCUCCCAAAGUUGACUAUGCCACUGACCUCUUCGACAUGUUAUCAAUGAAUGAAACAACCGAGAAAGAACCGGAGUCAUCUGCGAACGACGAUAAUGGUUGGGAUGGUUUCCAGUCUGCAGAACCAGUGCCUAGCUCUGUGAAAAAGGAUGCUGCCAAGCCAGUUGAAAGCAAGGCCCAGUCUACAUCAGGAAUAGAAGACUUAUUUAAAGACUCACCAGCUCUCGGAUUAUCUUCAGCUCCAGCUGUUUCCCAAACAAACCCGAAGACAGAUAUCAUGAGUCUGUUUGAGAAGUCCAAUAUGGUAUCACCAUUUGCUAUACAUCAGCAGCAGCUUGCUUUUAUGACCCAGCAGCAAGCUUUUCUGAUGGCUGCUCUUAAAGCUGGAAAUGCACCACAGAUGGUUCCAGGGAAUGGAAGUCUGCUAAGUACUAAUGGUUCUAAUGCCCCUAAUGGAAGCUUGCCAUCCCAAAGCUGGCCAAAUCUAGGUUAUCAAAACCCUGCGGCGACUCCAGCAGCAGUACCACAGAAUGGUGUUUCCAAGGCUGGGAACAACAAUCAGGAUUUCUCUUCUGGGAACUUCGGUUUUGGUGCACCUGUAGUGUAUAACAACAUGAGUUCAACUGUUCCAGCAAAUGGGGCCACAACUGCUAACAAGAGUACAUCGUCCCCUACCUCUUCUACCCUCCCCUCUCAAUCGGGCAAAGAAUACGAUUUUUCCUCAUUAACUCAAGGAAUGUUCUCCAAGCGAUAAACACAUUGCCAUACUUGGAAAAUGAAUCAGGCCUCCACUUGAAGAUAAAUAUGGCAUAUUUAGGCAGAAAUGUUUGGGACGUGUACACUUUUACGAAGGCAGCUUUUCUUCUUGUGGAUACAUAGUUACAUCACCUUGUGGCUGUCCUGGACCAUUAAGAGUGGGGAUAUAGCAGGAAAUUGAUCAUUGUUUCAGUGAUGCCAAAAUCUUUGAAUACACGGAUGCCUCUGUCGCCUUGUUGAACUCAUGAAAGCAUAGUGCACCGUUUCUACUCUCAUGUUCAGGGCAUAGUUGCAAUACGAUGAUACUGAUUAUUUUUUAUUGUACAACAAUAAAUAUUUGAGUCUGUUAAUUUCCCCGAAUGUUAUUGUAUUGUUGUAACUUGAGACUAAAGUCCCCCAUUUAAUGGACAACCACACUUGUUUA
Brachypodium distachyon (stiff brome) is the source of this 2076-nucleotide messenger RNA. RefSeq names its product probable ADP-ribosylation factor GTPase-activating protein AGD5. The record is from RefSeq and is a predicted model, not a curated record. The transcript is spliced from 11 exons. Gene Ontology annotation, molecular function: GTPase activator activity. The coding region runs from base 229 to 1650 and encodes 473 amino acids. Lineage: Eukaryota; Viridiplantae; Streptophyta; Magnoliopsida; Poales; Poaceae.